CUGGGUGUAGGGGUUAGGGUUGAGACUGGGUGUAGGGCAGGGGUUAGGGUUGAGACUGGGUGUAGGGCAGGGGUUAGGUUUGAGACUGGGUGUAGGGCAGGGGUUAGGGUUGAGACUGGGUGUAGGGGUUAGGGUUGAGACUGGGUGUAGGGGUUAGGGUAGGGACUGGGACUUCAGUAAGGAUGCUGUCAGUGGUGAUAUUAGGUGUGACCCUGUCCCUGCUCAUUCUGCUGACAGUGUUUGGUAAUGCCCUGGUAUGUCUGGCCGUCUGCGCCACACGACGUCUCCGCUGCCUCACCAACUGCUUCAUCGUUUCCCUCGCCAUCACUGACCUGCUGCUUGGCAUGCUGGUCCUGCCCUUCUCCGCCCUCCUCCAGCUCAGCGAUUGGCCGCUGGGGCCAACCCUCUGCAACAUCUACAUCUCAUUGGAUGUUAUGUUAUGCACUGCCUCUAUCCUCACCCUAUUGGCCAUCAGCGUGGACCGAUACCUGGCCGUGACCGCACCCCUUAGAUACUCGUCGCUGGUGUUGCCGAGGAGGGUAGCCAUAACAAUGGCUUCGGUGUGGGCGGUGUCGCUGGGGGUGUCGUUCCUACCGAUCCACCUGGGCUGGAACACUGUGGACGGCAGUGUGCAGAACCGCGGCCCGGGGGAGGAGAGGGAGUGUAAGUUUGAGCUGAACCCUUCGUACGUUACGGUGGAUGCCUCCUUAACCUUUUACCUUCCCCUGCUGAUCAUGUGCUGGAACUACCUCCGCAUACUCCGCAUCGCCCGGGCCCAGGCCAGACGCAUCAUCUAUGCACGACCCAACCUCAACAACAGCCCCUCGUCAGCCCCUCGUCAACUCACCUCAGUAACAGCGAUGGCUCUACGGGAACACAAAGCCACAGUGACCCUAGCAGCAGUGAUCGGAGCGUUCAUGGUGUGCUGGUUCCCCUACUUCACCCUGUUUACUAUCAUGGGUCUGAGGAUGCAGGACUACCCAGCAGCCUACCCUGUGGUGCUGUGGCUGGGGUACAUCAACUCAGCUCUGAACCCAUUGCUCUACGCUGCCCUCAACAGAGACUUUAGGUCCGCCUAUGCCCGCCUGCUGCACUGUGGUUACUAUGGAUACGGCAGGGGAGGGGCGGGCCAGCGUCGCCCCACAACACUUCCACGACGGGUAAAAGGAACAAGGAGAAAGACAACACACACGGUGACGGAACAUACACAAUCACUCAUAACAACUCCAAAAUAUUGUAUUUUCUUGUGUCUAGCGAGUUAGGUCAAUGGUGAGCCAAUGGGCACAGAAUAGCCAACUCUGGUCUUCUGGUCUUGUAUCCCUCUCAGGUGCGGGGGAGGUAGGUGAGGGGGGGUGUCGCUCUGCUGCAUGAACACACCUCUUCCUGUAGGGCGGGGCCAGGUGAGACCGGUGUGAUGAUGAUGGUACAGGAAGGCAGAGGAACAACCAUACCUUCCACAGCACAGGGGCGUCUGCCGCCAACGAAUCUCGCUGACCCUGUGUCUAUCUGUGAGGAGGAUUCGGUGUCCUACCUGUCCUGAAAGCUGAGCCCAGGACCAGCCAACUUAACUCAGACA
Messenger RNA from Oncorhynchus masou masou (cherry salmon), 1576 nucleotides. Its product is annotated as histamine H2 receptor-like. Gene Ontology annotation, biological process: chemical synaptic transmission; G protein-coupled receptor signaling pathway, coupled to cyclic nucleotide second messenger. The record is from RefSeq and is a predicted model, not a curated record. Lineage: Eukaryota; Metazoa; Chordata; Actinopteri; Salmoniformes; Salmonidae. Bases 183 to 1262 code for a protein of 359 amino acids. Gene Ontology annotation, molecular function: G protein-coupled serotonin receptor activity; neurotransmitter receptor activity. Gene Ontology annotation, cellular component: plasma membrane; dendrite. The transcript is spliced from 2 exons.